This is a messenger RNA of Lachancea lanzarotensis, 1206 nucleotides long. RefSeq names its product LALA0S14e01090g1_1 (gene ERV46). Gene Ontology annotation, biological process: endoplasmic reticulum to Golgi vesicle-mediated transport; retrograde vesicle-mediated transport, Golgi to endoplasmic reticulum. The record is from RefSeq and is a predicted model, not a curated record. Lineage: Eukaryota; Fungi; Ascomycota; Saccharomycetes; Saccharomycetales; Saccharomycetaceae. The coding region runs from base 1 to 1206 and encodes 401 amino acids. The transcript has a single exon. Gene Ontology annotation, cellular component: COPII-coated ER to Golgi transport vesicle; endoplasmic reticulum; Golgi membrane.
AUGAAGAAGUCAACUUUGCUGUCGAUUGACGCUUUUGCAAAGACCGAGGAAGACGUGAGAAUCCGAACCAGAACAGGCGGCAUUAUAACGCUGUCAUGCGUUAUGGUAACGCUAAUGCUGCUCUAUAGUGAGUGGAGACAACUCAACAAGGUGAUUAUACGUCCAGAUUUGGUUGUAGACCGUGACCGCCAUCUGAAGCUCGAUUUGAACAUGGACGUGACAUUCCCAAAUCUUCCAUGCUAUCUGCUCAAUUUGGACGUCUUGGACAGCUCUGGCGAAACACAAUUGGACCUUUUGGAAAGUGGAUGGAGCAAAACAAGACUGGAUUCGUCGGGUCAAAGUUUGGGUACCGAAAAGUUCAAGGUUGGAGAGGAGGAUGGAGUUCAACCGACCGACGAAAAUUACUGUGGACCUUGCUACGGUGCUAGAGAUCAAAGUCAAAACGAAGGAAAGCCAAAAGAAGAACAGGUAUGCUGCCAAACAUGUGAGGAUGUGCGUACGGCGUAUGCAAAUGCGCAAUGGGCCUUCUUCGAUGGCAAAGACAUUGAACAAUGCGAACGUGAGGGCUACGUUGAAAAGGUCAACAAGCAUAUCAACGAGGGCUGCCGAAUUAAGGGCAAAGCUAAGCUCAAUAGAAUUGAGGGGAGCAUGCAUUUUGCUCCAGGUAAAGCCUAUCGUAAUGCGCGCGGCCAUUACCAUGAUGUAUCGCUUUACGAUAAAAACCACAAUUUGAACUUCAACCACAUCAUCAACCACCUCAGCUUCGGCCAAGAACUGAACGAGAUUGCCACAGAGAGUGUAUCAACUGCUCCCUUGGAUGGCAAAACUGUGAAACCAGACAUCGACACGCACUUUCAUCAGUUUACGUAUUUUUUGAAAAUCGUGCCCACCCGGUUCGAACAUCUCGACGGUACGAAAUUGGAGACCACACAAUUCAGCGCCACAUAUCACUCCCGCUCCAUUCACGGUGGAACGGACGAAGACCAUCCCAACACGCUUCACGGUCGCGGUGGGUGGCCCAGUCUUUACGUGAAUUUCGAGAUGUCUCCGCUCAAAGUCAUCAACAGACAACAGCAUGCACAAACCUGGUCCGGUUUCAUAUUGAACUGUAUAACCAGUAUUGGUGGCAUUCUCGCAGUGGGCACUGUGGUUGACAAGGUGACAUACAAGGCCCAAAGGUCGCUUUUGGGCAAAAAGAGCGCUUGA